AACACACAACCCUUUUUGGUUUCUGCAUUCGCACCUACGUUCAUGCCACUGCACCCAUCAACACCCUCCCUCGCACAAUUUUUAACCCGUCAAAAAGCGUUGGGACUUUAUCGGUCCAUACUUCGUCUUACCCGUCAUUUGGAUCCGGAAAAUAAGAAAUUUAUAAGAGAUUGGGCUAGAUCGGAUUUUGAGCGGUAUCGGUAUGAAGUUGAUUCGGAAAAGAUUUCAAUGUUGAUUUCCCAGGGUGUGGUGCAGUUGCGGACUUUGGAAAGGAGUGUGUCAUUAUCUAAAGUCGGUGUUUCGUGACGGUGGAUGUGUAUGUAUUUGAGGAGGAUUUGUACAGCAAGGAUGGAUGAUCUGCAUGUCGGAUAUUUCAUGGUCAUGGAAUUUGGGGCAAGUGGACAAGUUGGGAUGGUCGAGUCGUCGGUAAAUUAUGCAGGAUGUCAGAAGUAAGUCAAUAAGCAGCACAUAGGUAGCAGGCAAUUCGUCGUCAACCCACACACUAUUCCAUAUUGAUGAUAAUCUAUUACAAACGCGACGUACUUAACUACCCAAAACACAGAAAAACGCAGAAAGCAAAUUACAAACAAAAAGCAAAACGUCAUUGAUAGUUCACACGGUUUUCAGCAAUGCAAAAUCCAUACUUACGCAUUCUUGACAAAGUCCACCCCCUUUUGAAUGUUCGCCUUCAAUUCCGGUACAGCGGCAUCCAGCAACUUUUUCUCAUGGGCAUUCAAGGAUGGAAUGGGGUGAAUCUUGCUCACACCCUCAGGUCCAAGUUCAACCACGGUCGAAAAGUACUCG
This is a messenger RNA of Spizellomyces punctatus DAOM BR117, 804 nucleotides long. RefSeq lists its product as uncharacterized. Gene Ontology annotation, cellular component: mitochondrion. The record is from RefSeq and is a predicted model, not a curated record. The transcript is spliced from 4 exons. The coding region runs from base 43 to 306 and encodes 87 amino acids. Lineage: Eukaryota; Fungi; Chytridiomycota; Chytridiomycetes; Spizellomycetales; Spizellomycetaceae.